UGCAGCUGGAUGUGUGAGGAGGGGGAUUUGCUGUGGUGAGCGCGCGUGUGUGUGUGUGUGGCUAAGGGUUGGCCUGCAGGGAAGCCAGGCCCGUUUAGGGGGGACGGAAAAGGAUAGACGGAGACAGCAGCAUUGGAAAGGAGUGUGGGGGAGCAGGGGAUCUGCGAUGGGGUCCGCGGAGCCGCAGAGGUGCAGGGGAUGCUGACAGCGCGAAGGCAAGGGAGCGGAGGACGCUGAUGAGAGCCGCUGAGUGAAGGCGGGGAAGCAGGUUAUGAAGAUUAUGAUCACAUGUGCAGCUCUGCCUAGCUGUUCCCUUGGAGACGAUGGUGAUUCCCUAGAGAAUAGGUGGAAAUGCCUGGUUAACCAUCAGCUUCCUGCUCUUUUUAUCCAAAAGAUUCUCUAACUACAUUUUAUCAACUCUCCAUUUUAUUCCAUCAUGUUGUCUCUACCAGCUUAAACUAUUUCCUAAGAUGGUCCUUUUGCUGUUCCUUGCAAUCCUGUUAUUGAAGGAAGAUGCCAGUGGGAACUUUGGGUUUUUGGUUUCUGCACAGUCCAAUGAAAGAAGGGUGGUUGCACAUAUGCCUGGUGAUAUUAUCAUUGGAGCUUUGUUUUCUGUCCACCAUCAGCCAACUGUUGACAAGGUCCAUGAGAGAAAAUGUGGAGAGGUAAGGGAGCAAUAUGGCAUACAGAGAGUGGAAGCGAUGCUUCAUACUCUGGACAGAAUUAAUCUGGACCCAACACUGUUGCCAAAUAUAACACUAGGCUGUGAAAUAAGGGACUCUUGUUGGCAUUCUGCUGUGGCUCUGGAGCAAAGCAUUGAGUUCAUAAGGGAUUCUCUUAUUUCAUCAGAAGAAGAAGAGGGGAUAGUGCGCUGUGUCGAUGGAUCUUCAACAUCUAUCCACUCCAAGAAACCCAUUGUCGGCGUCAUUGGACCUGGUUCUAGUUCAGUAGCAAUCCAGGUCCAGAACUUGUUGCAGCUUUUCAAUAUACCUCAGAUUGCUUAUUCAGCCACGAGCAUGGACCUAAGUGACAAAACUCUGUUCAAGUAUUUCAUGAGAGUCGUGCCAUCGGAUGCACAGCAAGCUCGAGCUAUGGUGGACAUUGUCAAACGCUAUAACUGGACCUAUGUUUCUGCUGUACAUACUGAAGGCAAGUGUUCUGCUUUUUUCAUCCAAGCAUGA
This is a messenger RNA of Gopherus flavomarginatus (Mexican gopher tortoise), 1181 nucleotides long. RefSeq names its product metabotropic glutamate receptor 5-like. The record is from RefSeq and is a predicted model, not a curated record. Gene Ontology annotation, molecular function: adenylate cyclase inhibiting G protein-coupled glutamate receptor activity; G protein-coupled receptor activity involved in regulation of postsynaptic membrane potential. NCBI's taxonomy places the organism in Eukaryota, Metazoa, Chordata, Testudines, Testudinidae. Gene Ontology annotation, biological process: G protein-coupled glutamate receptor signaling pathway; trans-synaptic signaling by endocannabinoid, modulating synaptic transmission; regulation of synaptic transmission, glutamatergic. The transcript is spliced from 2 exons. The coding region runs from base 471 to 1181 and encodes 236 amino acids. Gene Ontology annotation, cellular component: postsynaptic density membrane.